AAGCAUGCUUAUUUAGAAGUUAUUUCAUUAUUGCUUUGAGUUUUGUUGUUGAUUUUAUAUAUUGGAAUUCGAAUUUUGUUAUAUCCAAUAAGUUGCUAAAAUUUUAGGUUAGUUGUGUGUGCUGGUCUAUAAAUUUUUCUUUCUUUAUGUUCAAAUGUUUUAAUGGGUUAGGUACAUUAGGUAUUUAAAUCGUAAAACAUAUUACUGUUUCGAAGUCAAACAUGUUUUACUUAAUAGGAUUGGGUUUAGGAGAUGCAAAAGAUAUCACAGUUAAAGGUUUAGAUAUUGUUAAGAAAUGUGAUAAAGUUUUAUUGGAAGCCUAUACUUCAAUCUUAACAGUUGGAAAGGAUGCCUUGGAAGAGUUCUAUGGACGGCCUUUAAUAAUAGCAGACAGAGAAUUAUGUGAAAGUAAUAUUGAUGACAUACUGAAAGAAGCAAAAGAUAAGGAUGUGGCAUUACUGGUGGUUGGAGAUCCACUUGGUGCUACAACACAUACAGAUAUGCUAUUACGUGCAAAACAAUUCAAUGUCGAAACUCAGAUAGUUCACAAUGCAUCUAUUAUAAAUGCCGUUAGUUGCUGUGGAUUGCAGCUCUACAAUUUCGGUGAAACCAUUUCAAUUCCCUACUGGACAGAAACAUGGCAACCAGACAGUUUUUAUGAUAGGAUCAUUCAAAAUUUUUCAAGAAAUUUACAUACUCUUUGUUUACUGGAUAUCAAGGUCAAGGAACCAACAGAAGAGUCACUAACAAAAAAAGUUCGCCAAUAUAUGGACCCUAAGUUCAUGUCAGUUAAGGAGGCCGCAUCACAACUGGUGCAAAUAAUCAAAACUAAGCCUGAUACAGGGUUUACAAUAGACAGCAUCGCCGUUGGACUUUCAAGAGUUGGCGCACCAGAUCAGACAAUAGCUGUAAAAUCAUUAUGUGCAAUGCAACAGUGUGAUCUCGGACCGCCGCUGCACAGCCUGGUCAUUCCCGCUCCCAAUCUACAUCCGCUUGAACUCGAUUACCUGGCUCAGUUUAGAUAAUAUUUUACGUUGUUGAUUUUAUAAAUUAAUUAAUGAAUUAUUUUCUGUAAGAAAUCAAUAAAUGUCUAUGAAGUAUGUCA
Molecule: messenger RNA, 1105 nt
Organism: Achroia grisella
Lineage: Eukaryota; Metazoa; Arthropoda; Insecta; Lepidoptera; Pyralidae
Gene: Dph5
Product: diphthine methyl ester synthase
Exons: 5
Coding region: 222-1025 (267 amino acids)
Biological process (GO): protein histidyl modification to diphthamide
Molecular function (GO): diphthine synthase activity
Source: RefSeq, a predicted model, not a curated record